GUAAAAGUGGAUAGAAUUCGCCUACGAAAAGAAAUAGGUAAAAAAAAAAUAUGCCGGAUAUAAAUCAUAUGCAUAUGAAAUAUGAAAUAAGGACCAAUGGGAGAGACAAACUGAAUCACAAGUCCGAUUCGGGUUCGAAUUUCAUAGAUAAUGAUGGUUUUGUAUAUCAUUAUAGACAAAUAAAAUACCUUCCAAAUAUUUUAUCCAAUUGAAAUUUUUAAAAAUGACUUGGUUGAACUUGAAAAUUCAAUCAUUGGAAUUGAAGGAAUUUAAAAAAUAAACAAAACAAUUGAAUUGAAAUUGAAUCGGUUGGAUGGUACCAAGAAAUGGGAGUUAUUACUUACUCCCAUUUCUUAUUUCUUAUUGAAUUAACCGAUCCAUUUUCUUUGUUAUCGAACAUUUAUUUAUAUGUUUUUUUGAGUUAAAAAUUUUUCGAAAAAAAACGGUUUAGUUUCAUUAAUAUGAGAAUCAAUCCGACUACCUCUGGUCCUGAAGUUUCUGCGCUUGAAAAAAAAAAUCAGGGACGUAUCUCCCAAAUAAUUGGGCCGGUACUAGAUGUAGCUUUUCCCCCGGGGAAGAUGCCUAAUAUUUACAACGCUCUUGUAGUUAAGGGUCAAGAUACUGUUGGUCAACAAAUUAACGUGACUUGUGAAGUACAGCAAUUAUUGGGAAAUAAUCGAGUGAGAGCUGUAGCUAUGAGUGCUACAGAUGGUCUAAUGAGAGGAAUGGAAGUGAUUGACACGGGAGCUCCUCUAAGUGUUCCGGUCGGUGGAACAACUCUUGGACGAAUUUUCAAUGUACUUGGAGAGCCUAUUGAUAAUUUAGGUCCUGUAGAUACUCGCACAACAUCUCCUAUUCAUAGAUCUGCGCCCGCCUUUAUACAGUUAGAUACAAAAUUAUCCAUUUUUGAAACAGGAAUUAAAGUAGUAGAUCUUUUAGCUCCUUAUCGUCGUGGAGGAAAAAUAGGACUUUUCGGUGGAGCUGGAGUGGGUAAAACAGUACUUAUUAUGGAAUUGAUCAAUAACAUUGCCAAAGCUCAUGGAGGUGUAUCUGUAUUUGGUGGGGUUGGUGAGCGGACUCGUGAGGGAAAUGAUCUUUAUAUGGAAAUGAAAGAAUCUGGGGUAAUUAACGAAAAAAAUAUUGCGGAAUCCAAAGUAGCUCUCGUAUAUGGUCAAAUGAAUGAACCACCCGGAGCUCGUAUGAGAGUUGGUUUAACUGCCCUAACUAUGGCGGAAUAUUUUCGCGAUGUCAAUGAACAAGAUGUACUUCUAUUUAUCGACAAUAUCUUCCGCUUCGUCCAAGCAGGAUCCGAAGUAUCCGCCUUAUUGGGUCGCAUGCCUUCCGCUGUGGGUUAUCAACCCACCCUUAGUACCGAAAUGGGUUCUUUACAAGAAAGAAUUACUUCUACCAAACAAGGGUCCAUAACAUCUAUUCAAGCUGUUUAUGUACCUGCAGACGAUUUGACCGAUCCUGCCCCUGCCACGACGUUUGCACAUUUAGAUGCUACUACUGUAUUAUCAAGGGGAUUAGCUGCCAAAGGUAUCUAUCCAGCAGUAGAUCCUUUAGAUUCAACAUCAACUAUGCUGCAACCUCGUAUCGUUGGUGAAGAACAUUAUGAAACUGCUAAAAAGGUUAAACAAACUUUACAACGUUACAAGGAACUUCAGGACAUUAUAGCUAUCCUUGGGUUGGACGAAUUAUCCGAAGACGAUCGCUUAACCGUCGCAAGAGCACGAAAAAUAGAGCGUUUCUUAUCACAGCCGUUUUUCGUAGCAGAAGUAUUUACAGGUUCGCCGGGGAAAUAUGUUGGUCUAGCAGAAACAAUUAGAGGGUUUAAAUUGAUUCUUUCUGGAGAAUUAGAUGGUCUUCCCGAACAAUCCUUUUAUUUGGUAGGUAAUAUUGAUGAAGCUACUGCGAAGGCUACGAACUUAGAAAUGGAGAGCAAAUUGAAGAAAUGACUUUAAAUCUUUGUGUAUUAACCCCCAAUCGAAUUGUUUGGGAUUCAGAAGUGAGGGAAAUUAUUUUAUCUACUAAUAGUGGACAAAUUGGAGUAUUACCAAAUCAUGCACCUAUUGCCACAGCUAUAG
This is a messenger RNA of Gastrolobium bilobum, 2087 nucleotides long. Its product is annotated as ATP synthase subunit beta, chloroplastic-like. Gene Ontology annotation, biological process: proton transmembrane transport; proton motive force-driven mitochondrial ATP synthesis. NCBI's taxonomy places the organism in Eukaryota, Viridiplantae, Streptophyta, Magnoliopsida, Fabales, Fabaceae. Gene Ontology annotation, molecular function: ATP binding; ATP hydrolysis activity; proton-transporting ATP synthase activity, rotational mechanism. The record is from RefSeq and is a predicted model, not a curated record. Gene Ontology annotation, cellular component: chloroplast thylakoid membrane.